UUCGCGGCUGACUGGUUGGUAAAAACGAGUAAACGAAGGGCAGUUACUAACGACUUGCAGCUAUCGUUAUCACUUCUAAGCAUCUGUGUUGAUUUCGCAAUCGUUUAUUUUCGAAAAAAAAAAAUGAAGGCGAUCAGUCCAGUGCGAUCCGUCAGAAGCUGCUACGAAGCCGUGUGCUGUAUCUCGGAGCAAAGCCUCACGAUCUCUCGGAAUAAGGGACCCGCCGAGGAACCCAUGGGCGCUCUCUGUGACAUGAACGACUGCUACUCGAAAUUAAAGGAGCUGGUGCCGAGUAUCCCGCAGGACAAAUCAGUCAGUCAAGUAGAAAUACUGCAACAUGUCAUCGAUUACAUAUUUGACCUGCAGAUUGCGCUUGAAGACAAGUCGUCCGAGAUGACCACGCCAGAUGUGGUCCUGUCAUUAAAGGCAUCGGACAUUAACUGUAAUUUCUCAAAAGAAGACGGGGGACUGUGCCACUAGCGGAGGAGCAUGACUUCAGUAUAAACGGUGCGGGAAACGCAUGGCUCCACUUCACUUCGGGCAAGACCGAGAGGAGGAGGAGGAGGAGGAGGGGUGGGCUCUCUUUUUGAAAAAGGGAGGUGGGGUUCUUGGUACAAGAUUAACCUCGGCCUGUUGUCACAGCCCCUCUCUGGUCACCAGACGCCUCAGCACACCAAAAACGCAGAAGAAUUUCAAGGACCGAUGAAGCUAUUUUCUUUUACCAUUUUACCCCUCUGUGUAUACAUCCAGCCUGUUUUUUUUUUUUACCUUUUUUGUCAUGUUACUGGACUUGGACUUGUGGUGCAGUAUUUUGUAUCACACCCCAGCUCCCUCCCUUCCUUCCCUCUCAAAAGACUUUCCAGGCUGUACCCUCAGACUUUCAUUUUUUCUUUUAGCCCUGGUCCUUUGUAUUUUUUGAAAUGUUUAGGAUUUCCGUGCACCCAGGUCUAAGUGAUUGUGUACAUAUCUUCGGUGUGGGACAUGGGGUUGGCUUGGGAGGGGGUGGUGGGGAUGGGUCUCAUGGAUGAUAAUUUGAACUCAAAUAAUAGAGUUCAUUGUGAAUGUUUGUGGGGAUUGUGGAUUCCUGCGGACGAUGUAGAAUUGCCAAGUUUUAUAAACUUUUUAUAAAAGUAUGCUUUACAUGUACCUUUUUACAUAAUAAAAAAAUGAAGAAAUUAAA
Messenger RNA from Megalops cyprinoides (Indo-Pacific tarpon), 1180 nucleotides. RefSeq names its product inhibitor of DNA binding 3 (gene id3). The record is from RefSeq and is a predicted model, not a curated record. Gene Ontology annotation, biological process: circadian regulation of gene expression; negative regulation of transcription by RNA polymerase II; cell differentiation. Bases 124 to 480 code for a protein of 118 amino acids. Lineage: Eukaryota; Metazoa; Chordata; Actinopteri; Elopiformes; Megalopidae. Gene Ontology annotation, cellular component: nucleus; cytoplasm. The transcript has 3 exons. Gene Ontology annotation, molecular function: transcription regulator activity; protein dimerization activity.